Saccostrea cuccullata (small rock oyster) is the source of this 1966-nucleotide messenger RNA. RefSeq lists its product as uncharacterized. Gene Ontology annotation, cellular component: membrane. Gene Ontology annotation, molecular function: proton channel activity. Gene Ontology annotation, biological process: proton transmembrane transport. The coding region runs from base 59 to 1648 and encodes 529 amino acids. The transcript is spliced from 2 exons. The record is from RefSeq and is a predicted model, not a curated record. NCBI's taxonomy places the organism in Eukaryota, Metazoa, Mollusca, Bivalvia, Ostreida, Ostreidae.
ACAAGACAUCCAAUUUAACUACAGAUUACAAGAAUAAGAAGCAGAAAGAAAUUUGAGAAUGGAUUUUGACGAGAAUAUAAUAGAAGUUUGGGAUGGUUCUAAUCUUAUUCCCCAAUCAGAGACAGAAGCAGAAGAAACCGAACCAACUGCUUCAGCUGGUGACAACAAAAGUGACGUCAAAUGCUGUGUAUAUUUGAUGACAUUGUUUUCCUUUGGUCUUGUCUCCAGCACGAUACUAUGUUUACGAUUUCUAUCUGAUUUAUCGAAAGAAGUACAUGGCGAUACCGAAUACCUAUACCCUCUUUGUCCAAUUCUAACCACCAUUGCUGCGGCUGGAAACUUUUGUUAUCUCGUUUUGGUUAUUGCCACCUUCCUAAAAAGUGGCUGUAAGGGAAAGGUCAUUGUCUCUGUGCAAAAACUAUUUUUUCUUGUCCUUGGCUUUUUCACAAUCGCAUCUUUCUUAGCUGAGGCAUUCAACAGUGAAAACUCCUGCCCGUUACUAUAUAUCAUUUUGUGUUGUACGUUUACGACUAUUCAAACGUUUUACCUAUGUUCAAGUGAUUCCCAUUUUCUUCAAAUAUAUAAACUGACCAGUGUUGCAUUCUCUAUUUUAAUGGCGGUAAAUUUAUGCAUUUGGCUGGAUACAGAAACAGAGGAAAUUUACAACAUUUUCCAUAUAUCUGAUUCCGGUAAUUUUAGUUCAAAUGCUACCGGAAAUGCAAAACAGAAAAGUCUUUAUGACGAUAUUUCAGAUGCAAUUGAUCCUUUCUCAACACCAUUAAAGAUCGAAUAUUUUCUCAUGGCUUUAGAAUUACUGACAUCGAAACUGGACGACAAAAACCCUACCUGCAUGGGACGAACUCACUCGAAUGAAGUAGUGACAAACCGAAAUUGUCUUCAGAAGAUUUUAUUAAAAUUAAAUGAUAAACAGCAAAUCAAAUUUACAAUUAAAGGAAUCUUUUGUUUCCUCAUUUUUCUAUUCGUUUUAUUUGCAAUAAUUGUCGUGAUUGUUAAACCUAAGCCUGGUGAAUUGAAUAUGAAAGUAUACCAUGUUUAUUGCAAUACUGAAUUUGGUUUUGAAAUAUUACAAUUUUUGUUCCUUUUGAUAGUUAUAAUUGCAACCUAUCCUUGGUUUUGGCAGGCAAACAUGCAUUUGGACACAAUCGUCUUCUCAAUAUGCGCCUUUGCAAACAUUUCAUAUAAUUUUUUUAGCUGUUUUGGUGCUUUUUCAAUUAGACAAAACGUUGGAGGGGCAAAUGCAAUCCUUGUAAUGCUAAACACUUUCCUUCAAACUACAUAUCUGGUUGUUCUUAAUCAUAAUGAGAACAAAGAAACCUACCAGCAGCACUUGGGCGUUAUGUUUUUCCUGCUUGCCAUCAAUAACUUAGCAUUUUGGAUGGUCGAUUCCUUAGCACAAGAAAGAUAUCCUCCUUUUACAUAUUCAUCACAAAAAUUUUACAAUGACAUCUGGUGGAAAAUAUUCAAUAAAAUUGUUUUUCCACUUGUGAUUUUCUACCGAUUCAAAGCAGCGAUGUAUUUCUUUGAAAUGGAGACAAAGGAGGACACGUGCACUAAGGAUAUGAGCACUCAGUGUGACAGCGAUACAGAAAUAGAAGAUGAAGAAACAGUUGUAAAGGAUACAAGUUAAAAAUUCAAUCUCCAUUUAAUGUUCCUUAACAUAACACAAAGACAUAUUGUCAACCAACUCCUAUAGCAAUUUUUGAGUUAAAAAUGUCAUGCGUUAAUCUUGAAAAAAUAUCUGUUUCAAUUAAUAUUUGAAAAUAUUUCUGAAUAAUUUAAAUAUUUAUUUCAAAGUGAAUCUUACAUAUAUCGGUGACAAAAGUAAGAAGAAAAGUAUGUUAAUUAAAUGGAAAUGAUUUUAAGGAGAUAUGUCUAUAUGCAUUAAUUAAUAUGCUUGAUGAAUUAUGUGAAAGAUGAAAAUAUGCAUAAUAAAUUUACUGAACAU